Molecule: messenger RNA, 2383 nt
Organism: Dromaius novaehollandiae (emu)
Lineage: Eukaryota; Metazoa; Chordata; Aves; Casuariiformes; Dromaiidae
Gene: CCDC110
Product: coiled-coil domain containing 110
Exons: 5
Coding region: 1-2364 (787 amino acids)
Source: RefSeq, a predicted model, not a curated record
AUGCCGCGAGGCGCCGGAUCUAACAGGCUUACGAGAGGAGCGGAAGAGCCGAUUCACCCCCAAACAGCACUGAAAAUUCUUCAGCAACAGCUGGAAUCCUUUAAGGCUCUUCGGCAACAGAUUCUGGAGAAUGUUAACAUGGUUCAGUCUGAAAUUAGUGAGAUACUAAAUAAAAAUAUAAUUGAAAUGAAAACUCCACUGUGUAGCUCAGACAAGAUACUGAUGAUUAGCACAACAAAUGAUGCAUCUCUGUCUGCAGAAAAUCCUGAAUCACCAUCGUCUAAGAAAAAAGUUCAUCAUGAGCAACAACCCUGUACUGAGGAGCAUGUGGAAGCAAAUUCCAAUACUGGAAAUACGGUCAGUGAUAUAAAAAUUUCACAUAGUAUUUCACUGAAAACCAUAGCAACCGGAAAGGUAGAAAAUUCAGAAGAUCUAAUGGGAAACACAACGAUAUUUGCACUAAAAAAUGAAUAUAAAUGCCAUUUGCUACCUGGCGCUGAAUUGGAGACAGAAAGUCUGAAUGCUGCCCAUGAAAAGGUAAUUUGGAAUGAAUCUAAACUGUCCAUACUUUCUCCCAAAUACAGCAAAGAAUUUUAUGCAACAGACAACAUUGACUAUCCUAACAAGUCAUUGAAACAAGAAUUUCAGAAGUCAGUCAGUAAUGAUUCUGAUUUGUUAGAACAUAAUACAGAAAAAUCUGUGUUUGUAUGCAGAGAAAAAUUAAAUGACAUAAAAUCGAAAGAAAGUACAGAAACUGCAGGCUCUUUAGAUGGAUCACAUAUUGUCUCAGUUUCACUUAAAGAAAGGCACCUACAUUUUGGUCAAGAAUUUUAUAAAGACUCCAAAUGUGUCAACACGUGGAGUUCUUCUAUAACAGUAUGCAAUGAACAAGCAGAAUCUGAAAGCAAAAAUGUACAUAAAGAAUUCAGAAGCAAUUACAGUGAAGGUGACAGUUUCCAGGUUAAUUUUUUUUCCAAAAUGGUGAAAGAUGAGUUAAUAAUGCUUGAUCAUAAAGAGCAUCUAGAAAAAGAACAACAACUGAAUAUUUUAAAUCAAACAUUACUGAGGCUUGAAAAUCAGAAAUUCAAUGAAAUCAAAGUAGCCUGUGAAUAUGAUGAGAAAACUGAAGUCUUGCAGAAGUCCCUGAAAAAUUCUGAGCAUUUGCAAAACAGAGUUCAUGAUCUUGAGAAUGAAAAUCUUAUUCUUAAGAACAAAGUGGAACCUCUUAAUAUUACCAUACCGUCUUCGAAAGGAAAAAUAUCAACAUACAAUAAGGAAAUUCAGGAUUUAGCUGAAGAAAAGAAAAGGAUGCAAAGCCAGUUAAUUAAAUCAGAAGAAGACAGUAAGGAAUGUAUUAAGGAAGUAAAGAAGUUGUUAAGAAAAUGCAAAGAGCUCCAGAAUCAGAAAAAAAUUCUUGAGGAAGAGAGCAGUCAACUCUAUAACGGAAGCCAAUAUACAAUACAGGCACUACAUGGUUUUCAAGUUAAAAACCAGAAAGUAGAAGAAGACAUGACUGUUGUUACCUGUGAAAUAGAAACGCUCAAUGCAAUGCUAGAGUCUUUGCAAAAGGAAUGUUCCAUGUUACAAGAAGCAAAUAAAAAACUUGAGAUAGACACAUCCCAGCUUAUGAAAGAAAAGAAUUCCCUAGAGGGAGAGCUUGAAAGAAGUCAAAGUGAAAUACAGCAAAUGAAAGAAAAAGAAACUGCAACAAAAUCCGAACUGAAGACCCUUCUUCAGUUAAUGCAGACACUAGAAGACAAAAAACUUAACCUUGAAACGACCCUGCAGGAAUGUUCUAAUACUAAACAGAUGCUGCAGAAGGACUUUGAGAAAGUCCAGUCAGAUAAAGCUCAUAUGGAAAAGAAACUCAUGACUGAACUCAGAAAUGCAAAAGCAGAUAUUGAUCUUUUAAAAUCUAAUUUGACCAACAUGGACAGAGAACGUGAGAGGUUAUCAAUGGCAAUAACUAACAUCACAGAGGAAAAUCAGUUACUUAAGAAAGAGCUUCAGGAAUACAGACAAGGAGCCUCCAAAUAUGAAAGUGACAUUAGAAAACUGACUGAAGAACGCUUGCUAUUAGAAAAUCAUCUGCGGACUGUUGAAAAUGAGAGAGAUGUAUUACAGUUUGAAUUCCGCCAUCUGCAUAAGGACUAUGCUUAUCUCCGGGGCAGAGCUACAGCUCUAGUCCGUGGGCAGAGGAAACCUGGUUACAGUUCUGGCAUCAAGCAAGAUAACUGUUACUCCGAAUAUUCCACUGAAAAUUGCAAAGAAAUUUCGGAUCUAAAGUAUACAGCUUUGGAAUGCCAUUCACCAGGUAUGAGCUUUAUUUUGCAAUAUCUCAGUAGCAGUCUUCUUGUUUUCUAAUGUCACUAAACACCAUUUG